This is a messenger RNA of Paramecium sonneborni, 639 nucleotides long. NCBI's taxonomy places the organism in Eukaryota, Ciliophora, Oligohymenophorea, Peniculida, Parameciidae. The record is from the annotation of a GenBank genome assembly.
AUGAACUAAGAAUUAAAUUAGUAAUAAAAUUCAAAGUUACAUAUAAAUCUAUUGUAGAAAUUAUGUUAAAAAGCUAUGACUAAGUGUUAAGAAGAAUAGACAAACUAAAAAUUUUAUUACAUACCUAAAAAAAGGAUCAGUUCAAAUUGUAAUAAAUAGAUACUGAAUUCCUUAUAAUAACAAUAAACUUAGAGAAUUAGUACUGAGAUAUCGUAAAAAAAUAGAAGAUAAAUAAUUAGUAAAAGGAAUAAUUAUUGUUGGAGUAGUUAAGAAAAUAUUAACGAAAAAAAUAAAUAAAUAACAAAUUUAUCUCUUAGAGCUUUGAAAGAUGAUUGUUUGUAAAAAGAAUAAAUUAGAUUUCAUAUACCUAAAUUGUCUUUGGGAAAUGAGAAAUAGAUGAGAUUGAUACAGUUAAAUAAAUAGCUUUAGAGUUUAACAAGCAGAUAAACAGUGAAAAGAUAAUCGUCUCCAAUUAAUUUAUAAUUGAGAAAAGUUAAUAAUGAAUGUUUGAUUUAAAAUAGAUAAAAAUAGUUAGACUAAAUGUUUGAAGCGUAAAAGAAGAUAGUGAAACAUGUAAUUCAUUAAGAUGAAUAUUUUAAUGAUAUUUUCAUCUAAUUAUAGAAGUCCAUUAUUUAAUGA